AUGACGAUUAAGAAGCUGAAGGAAUGUGUCUCCCGAUUUGGAUGUCCAUUGACCGUUGUAACAGAUUACGGUACCCAGUUUUGCUCUGAAGCAUUCACCAAGUUUUCCCAGCAGCACGAAAACGAUCACGUCAAAACUCCACCCUCCUCCUCCCAGAUAGGCGGAGAAGACGUAGAAGAUGCAUUGCAGAUUUCCCUUCAGAUCUAUCGCUGUACCUCUAAUCCAUCCUUACCGGAUAACAGAUCUUCAGCUGAGGUCCUCUUGGGCAGAAGAACCCGUAUUGUUUUUGACUUGAUGAAGCCACCGAUUCCAGAACCAACGCAAAUUAAUGAAAAGCAGCAGUAUGCUGAAAUUCAUAUUCGGAACAAGCGCUAUUGGGCCAAAUGCAUCGUUAUUGAGCAGAAAGGCAGUGUGAUCUACUCUACAGUAUGCUUCUUCAAGACGAAAAACGUCAAGGUUUGA
Messenger RNA from Aedes albopictus (Asian tiger mosquito), 462 nucleotides. RefSeq lists its product as uncharacterized. The record is from RefSeq and is a predicted model, not a curated record. The coding region runs from base 1 to 462 and encodes 153 amino acids. Gene Ontology annotation, molecular function: nucleic acid binding. The transcript has a single exon. NCBI's taxonomy places the organism in Eukaryota, Metazoa, Arthropoda, Insecta, Diptera, Culicidae.